Messenger RNA from Pundamilia nyererei, 1578 nucleotides. RefSeq names its product major facilitator superfamily domain containing 3 (gene slc33a2). Gene Ontology annotation, molecular function: transmembrane transporter activity. The transcript is spliced from 6 exons. The record is from RefSeq and is a predicted model, not a curated record. Gene Ontology annotation, cellular component: membrane. NCBI's taxonomy places the organism in Eukaryota, Metazoa, Chordata, Actinopteri, Cichliformes, Cichlidae. Gene Ontology annotation, biological process: transmembrane transport. The coding region runs from base 224 to 1480 and encodes 418 amino acids.
UUGGCCAGAAUCUGGCAACCUCAAAGCUCAUCCCGACUGAAAACAAGCGGAGCACCCUCUCCGGUUAGCUGGCACAGAGCUAACUAACUUUCCUUUAAGCCUGCGCACCUGGAACAACCAGUCCAUUUGAGGGAGUCCCCUUUAAUCAAAACAAUGACGGUGACCUGACCAAUGGACCAAGCCAGUGUCUGCUCUACCACAGGGUCACGUUUGGGGAUAGAUCAUGAAUGACAAACUAGUGUUCUUGGGCCUGCUGUACUUUGUCCAGGGCAUUCCCUAUGGUCUCCAGUCAUCGUUGCUUCCUGUAUACCUGCGAGGAGCUGGGCACUCUCUCACACGCAUCGGUUUUACCAAGAUCCUUUACUUCCCCUGGGUACUCAAAGUCCUCUGGGCGCCUUUGGUGGACCGAGUUGGUACUAAGCGUCGCUGGCUGGUGGGAACAGUCUCUGGCCUUGCUCUAACAUGCCUCUCCAGUGCUGCCCUGGCCCCAGAGGCACAUAUUUGGGGUGUAGCUGGAACCCUGCUGGCAAUGAACACCUUGGCCUCUGUUCAGGACAUUGCUGUAGAUGGAGCUGCAGUGGGGUUGUUAAAAGGACGUGGGGAGCUGGGCCUUGGGAACACAGCACAAGUUGUAGGGUAUAAAGCUGGGUCAGUGUUUGCCGGAGGUGGGCUGCUAGCUGUGAUUGACGUGGCUGGAUGGAGCUGGAUGUUUAUGCUGCUGACAUUUGUGUAUGCUGGUGUAGCCCUGUUUGUGUGGGGGGCCCCUGUGUUGGAUGAUGAGACUGUGAGGGGCCAGCAGGCAGACGGCAGCAAAAAGGGAGGGCAGGGAGCAGACGCUGUGCGGCCGUGGAGGGUGUGGAGGAAGCUGCUGGCAGUGCCUGGCACACCUUGGACAGUUCUCUAUGUGCUAACAUACAAAUUGGGUGAGCAGGGUGCAGUAACCAUGUUUCCUCUGUUCCUGUUGGAUCACCACAUGACUGCCAGGGAGCUCGGCUUCUGGAACGGCGUCAUCGCCAUGGGUUUCUCCAUCUGCGGAUCGUCCCUGGGAGGCCUGCUGCUCGCUCAGUUUAGCAUCGGGGCCCUGAUGCGGCGCGUGUUUGUGUUGCGAACAAUCAGCAUGGUCUUCCAGAGUUCUCUGCUCACUGUCCUCGAACCAUCACCGCUCAUGAAAGGUAUGGCAGUCUUGAGCAUGAGUGUUCAACACUUCCUGGGUGGUCUCAUCACCACGCUCACCUUCACUACCAUGAUGCAUUGCACUCAGAGGGCCGAGGAAAGCAUUCAGGCGACCCACUACAGUUUCUUGGCUACUCUCGAGGUGCUGGGGAAGCUGAUGUUCAGCGCUCUGGCCGGAGGCUUGGUGGAUUGGUUUGGUUUCCAAGUUGCCUUCCUCUUCUUCCUCACCCUCUCUGCCGGAACGGCCCUGCACGUGUGGACAGCUACCUUCACCGGUGCUCUUAGGGAACACCAGCAGCCCAAAUGAGAUCAGGGUGAAACAUCCUGGCUUAGGUGCUGAAACAGUGGUGAAAUAAUUUGAGUAUUUGGACUCAUUAAAAAGCUCUUGAAUCCUGUUAAAUGUAA